UACCCUUUCCAAACUUAAGCAUGGAGUCUUUGCUGAAGUCCCCAAUGAAACUUGUGGUUUUAGUGGCAUGGCUUUCCAUUGUGCUGGACCCAGGAAAUUUUUCUGACAUCUGCCAAAAAUGUCAUAAGAAUGCAACAUGCAAACAUGUAAAUGGAUCCACUGGCUGCUUCUGCAAGACUGGAUUUACUGGUGACGGAACACGUAAUUGCGAAGAUGAUGAUGAAUGUACAAAAGUCACCCAAAUCUGCGGCAAGUAUGCAAACUGUACAAACACUGAAGGCAGUUAUUUCUGCACAUGUCAAUCAGGAUUCAGAUCCAGUGGGCUGACAAUGUUUCAAACAAAUGAUGGUACCCAAUGUGACGAUAUUGAUGAAUGUAAGGAUGAUCAAGUCUGUGGAAAAUUCUCACGUUGCCAUAACACACCUGGAUCUUAUUACUGUACUUGCCAACGGGAUUAUGCCCCAACUUCACAAACGGUAUGGUUUCAACGAAAGGAUGGCAUUAAAUGUAAAGAGAGUCCCAAGAAAGGCUGUCAUAAUAACAACACAUGUAUCUCAAAGACUGUCAACAAAACACUUGAAUAUAUCAACAAUAUUGCAAAGCCUUACAGCCGUCUAGAAGAGAUAAGGAAACAAACUUCUGGGGAACUCUCACCUGUUGAUGUGAUUUCAUACGUGGAAGCCUUAUCUCAAUCAGUACCAUCGUUAAGUGCUGUGAAUGACAGUGCUACUGAUAAGGAGGCUCUCACCAAUGCUACCAUUACAGAAUUUGUUAGUGCUGUAAACAAUCUUGUAGAAAAGGAAGAACUGGUGGCAUGGAAUGAGAUUAGGAAGGAUAACCGGGGAAAGACUAUUACCAAACUUUUGCAUACUGUGGAGGAGGCAACACUGAAUAUUUCAAAAAAUUAUGAAACCACAACUGAGGUGGACGUGAAUGCAGGUGACAUAGCCCUUAAACUAUAUGCUUUUGACACCCUACAAACAAAGCUGACAAAUAUUCAUGCUACCAUGGGAGGCGAUUCCAUUACGCUCACCCCUAAAAAUGAAAAACAAGAAGUAAAUGGGAGUUUGUCCAUAGUUUUCCUUUGGUACAGCAAUAUUGGUGCUCUAUUGCAAACAAAUGAUGCCCCCACAGCAACUGACUACAAGCAGUUUGCCGGAGCAGACGAUUUCACUGUGAACUCACAAGUUGUAGCAGCUACUAUAAGCUCACCACAUGUCUACCAGCUUGACAACAUAGCAUUUACCCUGAAACACAAUGAGCCUAUAGACUCUGAAGUUUAUGUUACAAUAUGUGCUUUCUGGAAAUACUCACCGGUGAGCAUGAGAGGCCACUGGGAUACAGAGGGAUGUACACGCCAACAUGUCAACAGCUCUCACACCUCGUGCACCUGCAAUCAUCUGACACACUUUGCUAUCCUGAUGUCAUCUGGAAAGGCAAAUCUGUUGGCCCACUACGCCAUCCUUACAAGAAUAACUCAACUUGGAAUGAUCAUAUCUAUUAUCUGCCUUUCCAUGUGUAUCUUCACCUUCUGGUUCUUCAGUGAAAUACAAAGCACCAGGACCACCAUACACAAAAACCUCUGCUGUAGCCUUUUCAUGGCUGAAUUCAUCUUCCUGGUUGGAAUUAAUAUGAACACCAACAAACUCUUCUGUUCAAUCAUCGCUGGCCUACUGCAUUAUUUUUUCUUAGCUGCUUUUGCAUGGAUGUGUAUUGAAGGGAUCCAUCUGUACCUGAUAGUGGUUGGUGUCAUCUAUAACAAAGGUUUCCUGCAUCGCAACUUUUACAUUUUUGGAUAUGGAAGCCCAGCAGUGGUAGUUGCAAUCUCUGCAACACUUGGUUACAAAUACUAUGGUACCAAUAAAGUGUGUUGGUUAAGUACUGAGAACAAUUUUAUAUGGAGUUUCAUUGGGCCUGCUUGUUUAAUUAUUCUGGUUAAUCUCUUGGCUUUUGGAGUGAUCAUUUAUAAGGUCUAUCGUCAUACUGCUGUGAAGAAGCCUGAAAUCAGUCACUAUGAAAACAUACGGUCUUGUGCCCGAGGUGCUCUCGCCCUUCUGUUUGUCCUUGGUGCCACCUGGACUUUUGGUGUCCUUCACAUCCUGAACGAGACUACCCUUACAGCCUAUCUCUUCACCAUCUCCAAUGCAUUUCAAGGGAUGUUCAUCUUCAUCUUCCUCUGUGUCUUAUCCAGAAAGAUUCAAGAGGAGUACUACAGAUUGUUUAAAAAUGUGCCAUGUUGCUUUGAGUGCCUCAGAUGAACUUUACAUCAAACCAGGAGGAACAAGUCUGCCAUCACAAGCAGUCCUCUGGGGUUUGGAAUGCUAUAAUGAUGUUUUUCAUACCACUGCUUAUUUCUACAUUGUCCAUGCAAAUAUUGUGAUUUAGCAGAGAAAUUCAGCAAAACUCUCUUGUGACAGAGAACUGAGAGCCUGCUUACCCCAUGCUGACACUGACACCAUUAUUAUUUCUUUUCUAUUUUGCAAUAAUUUAAUGUAAAUUAGAUAUACCGCUUACAAAUAUUAUGGCUAAAACAAUUAGUGUUUAAUUAUGUAGGCAUUUGUGACAUGGAAAUAUGAGGCAACAUUGUAAAUGUCUGUUGUAUUGGUGAAUCUGUUGUAUUAUAAAUAAAGACAACUUGGAUGACUUCUGCUCCUAUUGCACAUGAUGCCAAUGUCAAGGUUCUGUCUCAUAUUAGACUCUGGCUGAUGUAUAAACCAGGAUACUGACAUUUAACCUAACUGUGGUCAUUUGUAAUCAUUAAUUUCAAUAGUUUGUCGAGAUUUUACACAAUAAUGAAAAUAUUCUUGCUUUUUAAUAUAUUGCACUUUUGAAGAAGAGUAACAAAUUUUAAGAAUGUUGAAGAACUCUUCCCAGACUUUUUACUGGGCAAGUCAACCUUCUGGAAAGCCUUUUUUAAAUGAUGACUACUAUUUUCAUGCUUUUCUUGUGGUAACAUUUUUAAUUUGUAAAGUUUAAAAUCCCUGUCACAAUGUAUAUUGUGGUCAAGAAUCUGUAGAGAACCCUUUAUUUUGUUUACAGGGUUGUACUUAUACUUUUUAAGUAAUGUAUACAGUCAAUAUUUAAAACAUACAUGUAGGUAACUAAAUAUCAAUAUUGUCAUGUCAUAUUUUUCAGACAUUCAAGAAAUACAUUCUGUAAUCCAAGAAGUUAAUGUAGUGAAAAAUGAGUUCA
Molecule: messenger RNA, 3192 nt
Organism: Megalops cyprinoides (Indo-Pacific tarpon)
Lineage: Eukaryota; Metazoa; Chordata; Actinopteri; Elopiformes; Megalopidae
Gene: adgrl4
Product: adhesion G protein-coupled receptor L4
Exons: 16
Coding region: 21-2258 (745 amino acids)
Biological process (GO): cell surface receptor signaling pathway; adenylate cyclase-activating G protein-coupled receptor signaling pathway
Cellular component (GO): membrane
Molecular function (GO): G protein-coupled receptor activity; calcium ion binding
Source: RefSeq, a predicted model, not a curated record